Molecule: messenger RNA, 882 nt
Organism: Protopolystoma xenopodis
Lineage: Eukaryota; Metazoa; Platyhelminthes; Monogenea; Polystomatidea; Polystomatidae
Source: the annotation of a GenBank genome assembly
GGUGUCAUCAUCCUCGCUAUUAACUCGAUAAUUUAUUUGAAGCAGACUAUGCCCUGUUGCUCGCUUCCAUUAAACUGUUACGCCAAAGCAACGACCAGCUUUCCCAUGCGUCAAGAAGUUCCGCUCUGUGGCCCACUUUCUUUAGAUAGUUGUCGAGCGCUUAUUAUCUCGGAUUCCCAGUUCCUGGUAGUUACCAAACAUGGAGUCAUCUACAUAAUUACGCUUUGGCUGGAGAAGGCUACACAAGCAGUGACCAGCCUACUGUUUCAUAAAGCCGGCGAAGCUGUUCCUGCGAGAACGCUGUGUUUGAUCGAACCGGAUCACAUCUUCCUCGGCUCCAGGCUUUCUAAUUCCCUUCUUCUCCGUUUCACUUCGUCUCUUGUUCAAAUGGAUUCGAAUGGGUUACUGCAAUCACAAAGCCAAUUGAUGACAGGUAGUGAGUCUACGCUUCCUGCAUAUGAUGCUGACGAACACUCUUUAGUCAAGCGAAAACGCCUAUCUUCUUCAUCUGAGCUUGCAGGUCCUAUGACUUCUAGCCAUCUUCCCGAAGCCAUAACCACUCAAUCUAAUUUGGACAGAAAUUUUGACAAUGCUCAGGAAACUUCUGUGAAAGACUCGCUAUUGCAAAACAUGGAGAAUCAUCAUAAGGUUGUGAAAGAUAUAGUGUUAGACGAAUAUGGAGAGUCUUCAUCAGAAACGCAUCCCCAGCACGCCUUUGAUGAGACUGGAAUGUGCGAUGUUGAGUUAGAUGUCCGGCAGCCGGGUCAGACAUGUACCUUAGCUGAUUUCGAUGAAAUUGAUUUAGAUCUAUACGGAGACUCUGUGAUUCAGCUCUCUUCUGUUUACAGGCCAGUGAAUACGUAUUCGUUUAAGGUACCUUAG